AUGCUGGUACUAGCCUUCGUGCUGCUAAUUGCUGGAACGGCAGUGUCCCUGGAAAACAUCUCAUUCUCAGGUGCACAAGGUAUCAUCUAUUCGCCUGGAUACCCUGGUGAUUAUGGAAAUCAGCUGAAUCAGUACUAUGUUAUUACGGUGGAUCAAGGUUAUUAUAUUCGAUUGACAUUGUACGAUUUUGAAACGGAAGCAUGCUGCGAUAAGCUGUAUAUGUGGAACGGUGUGGAUACUACACAGUCUACAAUCGCAAAUGUAUCUGGUGAUGCGACGGGACAAGUUUUCAGCUCUACGGGACCCGUCAUGAUGUUACUGUUCAGCACUGACAUCACAGGUCAAGAUCGAGGAUUUGCAAUCCACUACGAGAUGGUACUAGCGAAUACGGAGUAUGAAGCGCCGAACACUUGUCAAUCUGGAUUAGUUACAUCGGGAAUGGGAUUCGUUACUUCUCCCGAAUGGCCAUCUUCAUAUCCGAAUGAUAUUACUUGCGAUUAUUUGAUGGCGAUGCCGAAAGGGAGCAGAGUGAUGUUGACGUUUGUGGCAUUCUCCACCGAAGCAUGUUGUGACAAAGUCGAAAUCUACGACGGACCGAAUGCUAGCUAUCCUAAGCUGGCCAUUCUCUCCGGUAAUGCUUUGGUGAACAGCACGUUCUACUCUACACAACAAAGCAUGUUCCUGACGUUUUACUCGGAUUACACCAUGAAUGAUAAGGGUUUCAGCGCCUACUAUAAACAAAUCACAUAG
Messenger RNA from Necator americanus (New World hookworm), 750 nucleotides. RefSeq lists its product as uncharacterized. The transcript is spliced from 6 exons. The record is from RefSeq and is a predicted model, not a curated record. Gene Ontology annotation, molecular function: serine-type endopeptidase activity. NCBI's taxonomy places the organism in Eukaryota, Metazoa, Nematoda, Chromadorea, Rhabditida, Ancylostomatidae. Bases 1 to 750 code for a protein of 249 amino acids.